Messenger RNA from Xenia sp. Carnegie-2017, 1446 nucleotides. Its product is annotated as galanin receptor 2b-like. The transcript has 2 exons. The record is from RefSeq and is a predicted model, not a curated record. NCBI's taxonomy places the organism in Eukaryota, Metazoa, Cnidaria, Anthozoa, Malacalcyonacea, Xeniidae. Gene Ontology annotation, cellular component: membrane. Gene Ontology annotation, molecular function: G protein-coupled receptor activity. Bases 55 to 1146 code for a protein of 363 amino acids. Gene Ontology annotation, biological process: G protein-coupled receptor signaling pathway.
UGUUAUUGCGAAAACAUCUUUCUCAGUCCAGAAGAGUAAGCGAAAAUUUCAGCCAUGAUGCUCACCGUCAGUCUCGUUGCUCUAUAUGUAUUGGUGAAUUUUCCUCAACCAAGUGAGAACUGCAACACUGCGUUUAACCGCAUUUAUAAAAAAUAUAACUGUGUUUGCUCUAUACCGACCAACGAACUACCAGAAAACUGCACAGAUAUAAGAAAAGACAUAAUUGAACUGUUUAAUGCUUAUGCUAAGGAUGAACGAGAAAAGACUUACGGAUGGGUUUAUGUAGCAACCAUACCUGUAGGAUCCGUAGGAAUCCUUUUCAACUUUUUGCUGAUAUUGGUGAUCCUUUCUGAUCCCAUGAAGAUCCUUCAACGUGGAGCAUGGAUGACGAUCCUAAAUCUUUCUGUAUCUGACACAGUUGCAUGCUUAUCAAGAGUGGCAUCUUCAGUUAUCGUAAAAUGGUUCGAAAUUGAAGUUACCGACAACUCGAAAAAAUAUACAGAAUUUUUCUGGCAAUUUGGGGUAAUUAGUUCAUUUUUGUUUCUUACGCUCCUAACAGUCCAGACUUACGUGAUAAUUAAAUAUCCCAUAAGAAGCCGCCUUGCCACGACAAAAAAGAGAGUUGUGUUCAUGAUUGGAACUGUGUGGACUGUAUCGUUGGUGCUCGCCUUACUUGAAAUCAACGACAUUUCUAAAGAUAAAAGAAUGUAUUUUUGGAUUGCAAACAUCUCCGUUUUAGAGUUGGCCACAAUCAUUCAGAUAAUUAUGAAGAUAUUCAUAAUUAGAGAAAUUUUUCUUCCCCGAGACCCCUUAUUAAACAAUACCAGAAACAAGCAGCAGAAAGAGGUCGCUAAAACCAUCAUCAUAAUGAUUUUUGUUCUCAUUGUUACAGCCCUACCAUAUUUUAUUGCCAAAAAAAUCGAGUAUAUAACAAGAAUUUGUGAUGGAAAUUAUGAUUUGACAGUCAAGUUUGCUUACUACUAUGAGCCCAUUGCCAUGAUGAAUUUUGUCGUGAAUCCAAUAGUUUAUUCAUUACGUCUGAAAGAUUAUCGCAAAAGUUUAUUUUAUAUUUUCAUCUACCAUAAAAAAGCCAAUCAACUUACUCUAACCAGAGAUACCAGUAAAACUGUGUCGACGAAAGUGUAAAGUAGUUGAAGUAUUUGAUUAAUCAUUUCUUUACAUUCAGCUUUAGUUUAAGUAGUUUAAAUACUUUUUAGAGAUUUGCAAGAUAUUCGAUUUCUUUGAUUUACGUAAACGAACAAGAGUUUAAAUAAACCGUAGUCCAAAAAUAUCUGCAUUUUGUCAACAUAGCAAUAAAUUGACAACACUUUAUUUAAAAAAUGAGAUGAUUGGUCGCGGUAGCUGAGCUUAGAUAGCCCCAUGCAAAUGUGGCAAACUGAUCUGACUUCAAUCAUUAAAACCAAUUAAAGAGAAUUUGCAAAUCAA